AUGAAGGCGUCAACUCUGCUGUUGCCCAUCCUGACGGCUUCUGUCUCGGCAGUACCAAGCCAACUCGACACACGACAGACUGGGACCAUCCUCGCUUCCUACGACUAUGUCAUUGUGGGUUCUGGUCCCGGCGGAGGCCCGCUGGCUGCUCGGCUCGCCAUUGCCGGCAAGAAAGUCCUCCUCAUCGAAGCCGGCGACGACCAGGGCGCGUCGAUCCCGUACCAAGUCCCCGCCCUGAACCUGCAGUCGACCGAGUAUACGCCCAUGCAGUGGGAUUAUUUCGUCAACCACUACAGCAGCCUCAAUGCCCAGAAGAAGGACUCCAAGAUGACAUAUCGGACAGCGUCGGGAGAGCUGUACUCUGGACUGAACCCACCUUCUGGUGCCACCCCUCUCGGCGUCUUGUAUCCUCGAGCCGGCACUCUGGGUGGCUGCGCUGCCCACAAUGCCCUGAUCACAGUGUAUCCUCAUGCGAGCGAUUGGGAUCGGAUAGCCACACUGACUGGCGAUACCUCCUGGCGCGCGUCGGCCAUGCGCAACUAUUUCAAGCGUCUUGAGAGCGCUCGGUACCUCCCAAAUGGUGUCGCCGGCCACGGGUUCAGCGGCUGGCUGACAACAAGCGUCACUGAUCUCGGCCUUGUCAUCAAGGAUCUCAAGCUCCUCACCGUCAUUGUCUCUGCCGCUUCGUCCAUGGGCCAGAGCUUCCUGGGUCUGAUUCUGUCGACUGUAGCCGGCUUGGGUCAGGUGCUGCUGCGCGACAUCAAUGUCGAUUCGCCGUCGCGAGAUGCCGCCGAGGGCCUGUACCAGGUGCCCAUUACCGUCAAGGACGGCAUUCGCGUCGGGCCUCGGGAAUUUGUUCUUGACACGGCAAACGCAAAGAACGCGGACGGCUCCCGCAAGUACCAUCUGGACAUCAAGAUGAACACGCUCGUCACCAAAGUCCGCUUCGACAGGACGGCAGCCAAGCCUCGAGCCGUCGGCGUCGACUUCCUCUCCGGCAAGAGCCUUUACAAGGCCGACCCCCGAGCGCAGCAGGCUGCCACCUCGACCGCUGGCUCUGUCAACGCCACGGCCGAGGUCAUCCUGUCCGCGGGCGCCUUCAACACGCCGCAACUGCUGAAGCUCAGCGGCGUCGGCCCGAAGAAGGAGCUCGAAUCCUUCGGUAUCAGCGUCGUCGCUGACCUUCCCGGCGUCGGCACCAACCUCCAGGAUCGAUACGAGACGACCGUCAUCGGCGAGACUGAGACCGACUUUCAGAUCAUCGAGGGCUGCACGUUCGGCCGCUCCGGCGACCCGUGCCUGAAAAAAUGGCAGGCCGGAGGUGACCGCGGCAUUUACGGCUCCAACGGCAUCUCCCUCGGCGUCGUCAAGAAGUCCUCCGUCGCAACGGGCGAUCCUGAUCUCUUCAUUGCCGGCGCGCCCGUGGCCUUCCCGGGCUACUAUCCGGGCUACUCGGCCGAUGGGACAGCCGACCGCAAGCACUGGAGCUGGAUCACGCUCAAGGCUCACUCGAGGAACCGCGCCGGCACCGUUCGUCUCCGAUCCUCGGACCCCCGCGACAUGCCGCUCGUCGACUUCAACUACUUUGCCCAGGGUGGCGCCGAGGACAGAAAAGCUGUCGUCGAGGGCAUGAAGCUGUCCAGGAGGAUGUUCAGGGACGUCAUCCCCCUUGCCGGCGGCUUCACCGAGGUGUGGCCUGGCCCAGGCGUGUCGGAUGACGAACUGGAGGACUGGGUGACGAACGAGGCCUGGGGCCACCAUGCCAGCUGCACGUGUCCCAUUGGCAAGGACGGCGAUCCCAAUGCUGUGCUAGAUUCCAAGUUCCGGGUCCGAGGUGUCAAUGGGUUGAGGGUCGUCGAUGCUUCGGUGUUCCCUGAAAUUCCGGGCUUCUACAUCGCAGUACCGGUAUACAUGAUCAGUGAGAAGGCGGCAGACGUCAUUUUGGGUGUCUGA
Molecule: messenger RNA, 1953 nt
Organism: Verticillium alfalfae VaMs.102
Lineage: Eukaryota; Fungi; Ascomycota; Sordariomycetes; Glomerellales; Plectosphaerellaceae
Product: alcohol dehydrogenase
Exons: 2
Coding region: 1-1953 (650 amino acids)
Molecular function (GO): flavin adenine dinucleotide binding; oxidoreductase activity, acting on CH-OH group of donors
Source: RefSeq, a predicted model, not a curated record